This is a messenger RNA of Tribolium castaneum (red flour beetle), 1145 nucleotides long. It is a transcript of the gene Kdsr, whose product is annotated as 3-ketodihydrosphingosine reductase. Gene Ontology annotation, biological process: sphingolipid biosynthetic process. Gene Ontology annotation, cellular component: endoplasmic reticulum membrane. Lineage: Eukaryota; Metazoa; Arthropoda; Insecta; Coleoptera; Tenebrionidae. The record is from RefSeq and is a predicted model, not a curated record. Gene Ontology annotation, molecular function: 3-dehydrosphinganine reductase activity. The transcript has 2 exons. The coding region runs from base 132 to 1100 and encodes 322 amino acids.
UGACUAACGCAUGCGUAGUCAAACGUAAACACAUGUGAGGUUUAUGGGUGUUGAAUCAUGGGAAUAACGUGGUGUUAGUGUCACACCUACCUACAGUAACCCAGUAAAGUGCCCCAAAGUUGUGAUCGAAAAUGUUGAUAGUUUUAUUCAUCCCCCUGUUCAUAGUGGCGUUAGCAUUACGCCUGAUAAAGCAACGAACCCCCAAAAGCUUAGAUAAACGACACGUUGUUAUUACAGGAGGUUCCAGUGGAAUUGGCAAAAGUACAGCUAUUCAAGCCGCCAGAAAAGGCGCAAACGUUACUAUAAUUGCCCGAAAUUUGGACAGACUAUCAGCGGCUGAAAAAGAAAUCAGGGGAGCUUGCAUUCACAAAGACCAAAUAAUCACAGCUGUAUCGGUGGAUGUUUCCAAUAAAACCAGCAUCCAGAAGGAACUGACCAACGUUGAGGAAAAAGUGGGCCCAAUUUACAUGCUGGUCAACUGUGCCGGAAUGGCGAUUUGUGGCAAAGUUGAGGAUUUCACAGAACAAGACGUUAAAACACUGAUCAAUGCCAAUUAUUUGGGUACUCUGUACCCUAUUCAAAGUGUAGUACCGAGAUUCAAAGACCGGCAAGAGGGAAUUAUCGUGCUAACAGCCUCACAAGUGGCCCUAAUGGGCAUGUACGGGUACUCAAUUUACGCCAGUUGUAAAUUUGCGUUGCGAGGACUUGCCGAGUCACUCAGCAUGGAACUUAAGCCCUACAACGUCUCCGUAACCCUAGCCCUACCUCCCGACACCGACACUCCGGGAUAUGAGAAUGAAAACAAGACUAAACCGACUGAAACACAACUAAUAUCUGAGGCCGGCGGUCUGCUUAAACCAGAAGUUGUAGCUGAGAAACUCCUCAAAGAUGCCUUGACACAGAAAUUUUUCAGUUACGUGGGGCUUGAGAGUUAUAUUUUGACCACGUUAUGUGUCGGAAUGACACCCUGUGCUGACUUACUCGAACUUAUGAUUCAGUCGGUUCUUUUAGGGCCAUUGCGACUCAUUGGCGCUUACUAUUUACGCACAUUUCAUAGUAUUAUUCAAAGGUGUCACCUACAGAAGCAAAAAGAAAACUGAAUAUCUGUUGUAAAUUAGCAAAAUAAAGUAUUUGUUCUGUAAAAA